GGCAAUCGAUUGGCUAAGGGGAUCGGUGACACCAGACGCCAAACUCUGGGCCUACCACGGGAGCGUAAGAGGCUAAGAAUUUCUUUCGGAGGUAUCUUUGAUCUCGCUGAACAGACACUAUGAGCAAAGCUCACCCUCCUGAGCUAAAAAAAUUUAUGGACAAGAAGUUAUCAUUGAAAUUAAAUGGUGGCAGGCAUGUCCAAGGAAUACUGCGGGGAUUUGAUCCCUUUAUGAACCUUGUGAUAGAUGAAUGUGUGGAGAUGGCAACAAGUGGGCAACAGAACAAUAUUGGAAUGGUGUCCAUAGUGGGAUGGCAGCUGAAGAAUUUUUGGUGUUUGCCAGCAAGACCCAGACUUUAAAUCCCUCUCUCUGUCCAUCACAGGACAAUAUACCAAUAUCCACUAAGUGGUAAUACGAGGCAAUAGUAUCAUCAUGUUAGAAGCCUUGGAACGAGUAUAAAGAAUGGCUGUGUUCGCCAGAGAAAUCAGCGUGCUUCUAUGUCCCCUCUCCACACCUCCUGUUUUACUACAAUAUAAAAAUCGAGUCUUGUACAUUUUCACAUUGAACUUUUGUUAAAUAAACUUUGGUAUUGGUCAAAAA
Pteronotus mesoamericanus is the source of this 600-nucleotide messenger RNA. It is a transcript of the gene SNRPG, whose product is annotated as small nuclear ribonucleoprotein polypeptide G. The transcript is spliced from 5 exons. The record is from RefSeq and is a predicted model, not a curated record. Gene Ontology annotation, molecular function: RNA binding. NCBI's taxonomy places the organism in Eukaryota, Metazoa, Chordata, Mammalia, Chiroptera, Mormoopidae. The coding region runs from base 120 to 359 and encodes 79 amino acids. Gene Ontology annotation, biological process: mRNA splicing, via spliceosome; spliceosomal snRNP assembly. Gene Ontology annotation, cellular component: U1 snRNP; U12-type spliceosomal complex; U2-type prespliceosome.